Messenger RNA from Linum tenue, 2499 nucleotides. The record is from the annotation of a GenBank genome assembly. Lineage: Eukaryota; Viridiplantae; Streptophyta; Magnoliopsida; Malpighiales; Linaceae.
CAACGAACAUAUAAAAUCUUCCCCGGCAAAAAGCCAGGAAGCCCAGCCCCAAACGAACAUUCAACAAUGACAAUGGCGGCAGCCGCCUCCAGAACUCUACUCCUUUCACUCUCCCACGCCGCCGCAGCCAAACUCACCCACUUCCCCCGCCACCGCCCAUUUCUUGGGUUGCCUAAACCCAGCAGGGUUUUGCUAGGGUUUAACUUCAAACCAAUCUGCACAGCAUCAGCCACCUCCACCACCGAGGCAGCGCCCGCAGCCGAAAUCACGGACCCGGAACAGGCAAAGCACGCUAUUCUCUUGGAGAGGCUUAGGUCCAGACACCUCAAGGAACCCUCCAAACCCAAUUCCCGACCUUCUUCUUCCGCUGCUGCAUCUGCUGUCGAGGGCGAGGAUUCAAAUGGGUCCGAUGGGAAGAAGAAACGGAAGAAGUUUAUGGUGGGGAGUUUUGAGGAGCUGGGGUUGAGCGAAGAGGUGAUGGCAGCCCUCAAAGAGAUGGCAAUUGAAACUCCCACCGAGAUUCAGUGCCUUGGGAUUCCUGCUGUCUUGGAAGGCCAGAGUGUGGUUUUGGGUUCUCAUACUGGUUCUGGAAAAACUCUCUCUUACCUCUUGCCCAUUGUUCAGUUGAUAAGACAGGAUGAGGCAUUAUCAGGUAGAAUGAUGAAGCCAAAGCGUCCUCGAGCUGUUGUUCUAUGCCCCACGAGGGAGCUAUCUGAGCAGGUUUUCCAUGUUGCCAAGUCGAUUAGCCAUCACGCUCGGUUCAGGUCUAUCAUGGUUAGUGGUGGUGGAAGGUUGAGACCUCAGGAAGACUCGCUUAAUAACCCGGUCGAUAUGGUAGUCGGGACUCCCGGUAGGAUUCUUCAACAUAUUGAGGAAGGAAAUAUUGUGUAUGGAGAUGUAACGUAUGUGUAGGUUUUGGACGAGGCAGAUACUAUGUUUGAUCGUGGAUUUGGUCCUGAUAUCCGCAAGUUUCUUGCUCCGUUGAAAAAUCGUGCAUCAAAGGCUGACGGGCAAGGGUUUCAAACUGUUUUGGUUGCUGCAACAAUGACAAAGGGAGUUCAAAUUCUAGUCGAUGAGGAGUUCCAAGGCAUAGUGCAUUUACGCACAUCAACACUGCAUCGAAAGAUUGCAUCUGCUCGCCAUGAUUUCAUAAAACUCUCUGGCUCUGAAAAUAAGCUCGAAGCGUUGCUACAGGUUCUUGAGCCAAGUUUGGCAAAGGGGAACAGGGUGAUGGUCUUCUGUAAUACCCUGAAUUCUAGUCGUGCGGUGGACCAUUUUCUUUCUGAGAAUCAGAUGGCUACUGUUAAUUACCAUGGGGAGGUCCCGGCAGAGGAGAGGGUUCAGAAUCUGAACAAAUUCAAAAGCGACGAUGGAGAUUGCCCCACAUUGGUUUGUACGGACUUGGCUGCUAGAGGACUAGACUUGGAUGUUGACCAUGUGAUAAUGUUUGAUUUCCCCUCUAACUCUGUUGAUUACCUUCACCGCACUGGAAGAACUGCUCGAAUGGGCGCAAAAGGUAAAGUAACAAGCUUGAUCACUAAAAAGGACGUACCACUAGCCACAAGGAUUGAGGAAGCUAUAAGGAAGAACGAGAGCUUGGAGUCCCUCACUAUGGAUGGCGUUCGAAGAGACAAAGCCCGGGCUCGUAUUACUGAACAGAAAGGGAAGAAUGUAAGACUGUCGAAAUCAUCCAGCCAGAGUAGCAAGACUAAACCUCUCGGUGUUAAAUCCAACAGCUCGACCAAGGUCCUGGAUUCCACAAGAAGCUCUAGGCGAAAGCCCUCUCCUGCAACUGCGUCUAGGAGAGUUGUGAAGGUCGGAAAAACACUGAAGUUCUCGAAGAUCGAGAAGCCUUCAAAGACCACGAACUCUUCAAAGACAUUCAAGUCUUCUUCAGGUCCCAAGAAACAAACGGGAAAGAAGCGAAGUCCAACAGCGGUUCCACCAGGAGGUCCAAAGCUAAGUGUUGCAGCCUUGAGAGGCAGGUCGUCUUCCUCUAACAAGAGGGAAACGUCAAGUUUCAGUUGAUGGGUUCUUAGAUCAGAUUAAGUAAGCUUUUUUAGUUGCAGUGAUCACUAUUUUAUGUUGUCUGGUAUAACUGCUGUGAUGUUCGAUAGAGAAUGUCAGUUCUGUAACCAGGCCUAUAAGUAUCCCCAUUGGUAUCUAUUGAAAACACAGGCAGAUUUCCUGCUUUAGUCGUGAAAGGAAUGUUCUUUUUGGAGAUGGGGAAGCCAGAGAUGAAUUAGGAAGAGACAGGAACUUGAGCAAAUGGAAUGAUAUGGCUUUUGGGGACAAGGUGAGUGAUCGAUUGUGGUGUCUAUUGAAAGUCAAAAAUGGGUCAACUUGAUGAUCAACUCUAAUAGAAUUUUUGUUCUUGUCGGGAGAAUCUGUCUGGAGUCACUUCACUUGGGGAAGUUCAGUAGCAAGUACUAGUAGCAAAGGGUGGUGGUAUGUCUGGUCUUUAACUUGAACAUUUUGGAAUCGUCCAGUGAAGAAGAU